Hyaloscypha bicolor E is the source of this 4762-nucleotide messenger RNA. RefSeq lists its product as uncharacterized. Bases 228 to 4544 code for a protein of 1438 amino acids. NCBI's taxonomy places the organism in Eukaryota, Fungi, Ascomycota, Leotiomycetes, Helotiales, Hyaloscyphaceae. The record is from RefSeq and is a predicted model, not a curated record. Gene Ontology annotation, molecular function: phosphorelay sensor kinase activity; protein binding. The transcript has 4 exons. Gene Ontology annotation, biological process: phosphorelay signal transduction system; phosphorylation.
UUCUUUCCACAAGUUGUACCUACCAGCCGUCGGACAAUACAGUAAGAAGGUUCCCUUUCGGUUCGUCUGGACGAGGCUCUGUGGUUAGAGCUCGCGGAUUUGCUCAGUCGGCAUCAUAAGCGUCAACGACCAAUUCGAUCAAUUAUGACGCAGUAGGCGGCUGACAAACUUCACUCUUUACCUCUGCCCUAGGAUACAAACAGCACAAAUUCGAUGCGAUGAAGAGCAUGGCAGCUUUCGAUCCUCGGCCGAACGGCGCUCCUCCGGCGGUUAGCCACACUGAGUCCCACGAUUAUUUCCCUCCACACAUCGACGAAGAGUAUGACCGACCGAUAUCACCCUUGCAAAUGCCUCCUGGCCAAAUUGAUGGCCUGGAGAGUUUGCAGGCCGAAAGCUUCUUGAAGGGCCGAGGACAACCUCCUGCUAGGAGAGGUUCUGGGAAUAGCAGCCUUCUUCUUCUGGACAUACCUAGGUUCCCCCCGCCAACUGAACUAGCGAUGUCUGCGAUGCAAUACUUACCAUACCCACUUCUUGUCUUGAGUAGCUUGAAGACUUUGGUAAUGGCUAACGAAGCCAUGGGAAGACUACUUAGCAUUGAGGACGAUGAUGGGGAUUCUGUAAGCGAUGAUGGCAUUCCGGGAGUGGAGAGACUCAGAGGCCAGACGCUAGGUCAACUCGGCAUCGACAUGCUUCAAGAUGGAAGGCCUGUAUGGGUAACAUGGGAUUCGUUUCUCGACAGUCUGGCAGACGAUUUGGGCACGCAUAUGAGCCACGAUAUCCUUCAACCUGAGUCGGAAUUUAGUGAAGGAGAUGUAACUCCAACGGCCGAAAGAGCAGAGCACUCAAGCAGACGCUCGAGCGCAAACAAGAACCGCUCAACUGUACAUGAUGCUGUUGUGGAAGUCAUUAUCAGUUCCGAAAACAUAUCACCCUCCUGUUUUGCUCGAUCCGAUCAACGACCAACAGGCAAACACGUUUUUGCCAAAAUGAUCAUAACCGUCUGGGAGAUUGAAGAGGAGAGGUUCUUUACGAUGACCUUUACGAGUACUGAUACAAAUCAAGCAUCUCUUCCAAAUUCAAGAGGAACGUCGAGACAAGUUAGAAGGGCUGCGAAGCACACCUCGAGGAGGUCGGGAACUCAAUCCAGCCCGUCGUCCGUUAGCUCUGGUCGAAGCUCGAACCGCGGUGGGAGUAGCAACUCUUCAGCUAUAGCUAGUCCGACAAAUACUUCGAUGUCAUCGAGUCCUUUUCCGCCUCUCGGCCCACCCACUAGAACCACUCUCUCAAAUGCACCUUCGAGUUUGCAGAAGGCCAUAAUGAUGAAGGAUGCUUUACUUGACAACACGCAAGUUCCCAUUCUGGCAAUGUGGAAGGAUGAAAGCUUGACUAUUCCCAAUCGAGCGGCUAGACGAUUGUUUCAUCCCAGUGCAGACUUGACAAUAGUAAAAGAUGGAUUCGAUCUUGUAUCGAAGUGGCAUGUGUGGGAUGAGACUUUUACAACAAAAUUAGACCCUUCCGAAUACCCAAUUUCGGUGUUAGUAAGGACUCAAACACCCUUCGAACACAGGAAGAUUGGUAUUUAUGAUCCUGAGACUGAUCGAAGAAUUGUCUUCGAUUGUCUCGGAGAAGCUCUCAGGGACGAGCACUCGGGCGAGUUUCUUGCCGGCGUUGUUACCUGCAGAGAUAUUACAAGUAUGACAGAACAAAUGAACGAGAUCAAAGAGAAGGACGAACAGAGAUUUGAACUCAUCUGUGACAGUAUGCCGCAGAUGAUAUGGACAACAACUCCAGAAGGCAUGCACGAUUGGUUUAGUCAAAGAUGGUAUGAAUAUACCGGACUCACAGAAGAGCAAUCAUUGGGAAUGGGCUGGCAAUUACCAUUCCACCCAGAUGACAUGCCCGCAACAGGCAAGAGGUGGCAACACUCCCUCAAAACAGGAGAUCCAUAUAGCACCGAGUAUCGUUGUCGAGCUAAGAAUGGAGAAUGGAGGUGGAUGCUAGGGCGUGCGCUCCCCCUGCGAAACAAACAAACGGGCGCCAUCGAAAAAUGGUUUGGUACCUGCACCGAUAUUCAUGAGGGCGUUGAGUCAAGAUUUGCGGCCAAGAGAAUGCGUCAACAACUACGGUCGGUCAUAGGUCACGCCCAAGUCACACUAUUCUCUGUCGACAGAAAUCACAGGAUCACUCUUCUUGAAGGCGCUUUCAUCUGGGAUCUGGAAGGUGAAGGUGGUUCUGGGGACGAAAAUGGCAAGGGAAAUAAAGGAGAAGAAUACAUCGGCAAGAACGUCUAUGAUGUCUUUCACAAUUUUGGAGCUCCACGUAGAGACGGCAAAGUCCCUACGGCCCUGCAGCCAAUCGAGGACAUUUUGACCGGCAAGAUUAUGGAGGACGUUCAGGAGCACUGCAUCGAUUCUCGGUAUUACAGGACCAGAUUUGUUCCGGUCCUUGGCAAGAAGGAUAGUGGGGGUCACGAAAAUAAUGCUUUUAUAGACGGAGUGAUUGGAGUCAGUAUGGACGUGACUGAGGUCAAGGACCGCGAGCUUGAGCUGCAGAUGCAAGAGAAGGAGAACACGAGGUUGCUCGCCAACGAGGCAGCUGCCAGAGAAGCCAGUCGAUUGAAGAGUCAGUUUCUCGCCAACAUGUCUCAUGAAAUUCGCACUCCCAUUGCGGGCGUCAUUGGAAUGGCAGAACUCCUUACAGACAUGGACCUCAACGAAGAGCAACAGGUAUGUGCUGAGAAUAUACAACGGUCUGCGAACGGCCUUCUUACCGUCAUCAACGACAUCCUAGAUUUCUCAAAAGUCGAAUCUGGUCGCCUGGAUAUCGAGGAGGUUCAAUUCUCGCUAUCUGUGGUAGUUAGAGAUGUGAGCAAAAUGUUAGGCUUUGCUGCGGAGCGAAAGAAUCUGAUUUUCGAAUCGAAUAUCGCGGUGGGGUUGGACAGAGAUCUCAUUGUGAUGGGUGAUCCAGGCCGAGUCCGUCAAAUCAUCACUAAUCUACUCACGAACAGCAUCAAGUUCACCAGCGAGGGCUAUGUCAAGUUCUCUGUCGUGAAAGAGAGGGAGACAGCAGACAUUUUCGAAGUUAAAUUUGUUGUCGAGGACACCGGUAUUGGGAUCGAGGAAGAAGUCCGCAAGCGACUCUUUAAGCCAUUCUGCCAAGCCGAUUCUUCUACGGCUCGACGUUUCGGAGGGACUGGUCUUGGCCUGACGAUCAGCAAGAACUUAGUCGACCUCAUGCAUGGGGAGAUUAGUCUCCAAUCAAGUCUGGGAAAUGGCACCACAGCGACCUUUUCCAUCCCGUUUAAUAAACCUCAGUAUCAUAAUGGAACCGCUACGAUCAUGGAUGCAGGAAAUCUCCCAGACCGCCUUCAAUCCGAGAUGAGCGUGUCUUGCAACAGCUCAGAAUAUGAGCAAUUUGUUGAAACUCCUUCUGCACAGAGUCCUAGCGAUCCUCACAGGAUGCGCCGCAAACCAAGCUCGAUUAGCAUGACUCCACCUGUACCCACGGAACUCGAAUUGUCGCCUGAGGAGAGGGCUAAGACCAAGAUUUUGGUCGUUGAAGACAAUGCCAUCAACCAGCAAAUAGCCCUCAAAACCAUCCGCAAGCUCGGCUUCGAGGUCUCCGCAGUCUGGAACGGCAAAGAAGCACUCGACUAUCUCUCCGCAGCCGACUCUCCCGACCCGCCGCACCCCAAACCAGACAUCAUCCUCAUGGACGUCCAAAUGCCCAUCAUAGACGGCUACCGCGCGACCCACCUCAUCCGGCAUCACGCCCCCUACAACAUCUCAGCCCGCAACAUUCCCAUCGUCGCCAUGACCGCCUCAGCCAUCCAAGGCGAUCGAGAAAAAUGCAAGAAAGCGGGCAUGGACGACUACCUCGCCAAGCCCGUCAAAGGCAAAACCUUGGAGAAAAUGCUGGUGAGAUGGGCGACGAGUAGACGCGUUCCUCGCACUCCAGCCGCAGGUUCAGAGGGAAGCGCUUGUUCGGAAUCCGACGGGCAUAACUGUGAGUCCGCGGCUGUGCCGAUCUUUGGCCAAGUUCAAAUCGGAGGAAAAUCUAGCAAGAAUAGUAAUAGUCCGCCGGUAAAGGAACCACCACAGAUUCAGACGAGCAGACCGACGACGAAGGAGAGGCAGAACUCGCAUCGUUUGAAUCUUCCUGGGACGGAGAGUGAGGGAGAUAGGGCUGGGAGGAGGGAGGAGGCGGAGGAGAAGGCGACAGCGUUGAGGGAUGAGAAGUUGGUUGAGGCGGCGAGUAGCCAUGGUGAGAGACUGAUUCCGCCUCAUGGAGAAGGGAGGGAGCAAGGGCAGAAGCUGACGGUGGAGAAUGUGGGGAAAUUGGAGAGGGAGGCGGGGUUGAGAAGCCCCAGAGAGAGCGUGGGGCUGGGGAAGGGGAGAAGUGAGCGUAUUGGUGACGUUGGCUAUGAGGGGAAGGAUGGAGAUUGGAAAGGGAAAAGGGAGAGGAGUCGUAGUGCGGAGAGACCGAAGAUGGAGAGGAGGUGGAUGGAUAGUGAGAGGACUGUUACGGGGAGGGAACCUGAUUAGGUGAUGAUAUAUAUGUGGAUGUAUGUAUGGCGUUUGGGAUAUCAUAGUUGAUGGGGGUUGCAUUAGCGGGCAUUGGGGCGCGGUCAUCUUUGCUGCAAAACGGGGCUGUUUAAGGAUGUUUGAGAUGAUAAACGAUUUACAGGACAGGUGUGAAUAUUAAUGAAACGGAUGUUCGCUGCAGAUAUUCGUAGAGUACAUAUACUAUGACUCGAACUUAU